This is a messenger RNA of Python bivittatus (Burmese python), 8473 nucleotides long. It is a transcript of the gene DOCK4, whose product is annotated as dedicator of cytokinesis 4. Gene Ontology annotation, molecular function: GTPase activator activity; guanyl-nucleotide exchange factor activity; small GTPase binding. Lineage: Eukaryota; Metazoa; Chordata; Lepidosauria; Squamata; Pythonidae. Gene Ontology annotation, cellular component: cytoplasm; plasma membrane. The record is from RefSeq and is a predicted model, not a curated record. Gene Ontology annotation, biological process: small GTPase-mediated signal transduction; cell chemotaxis.
UGUCCCAGAGCGCGAGCUGGUUUAGUCAAUCAGAACAAUGACUUCGCCGCUGGAGGCUGCGGAGCGAAGCUGAGCCGCGCGCAACGAGCAGUCGCGGCUGUAGUAGUAGCGCUGGCCGCUGGGCAAGGGGGAGGGAGUUGCUGGCAACGGAGGCAGCUGCUGCUGUUUUCUGAGCUGGAGAGGAGCUGCAGCUGUUUCUGGUAUUGUUUGCAAAAAGGGGACCAAAAGGCGCACUCUUGAGCAUGUGGAUUCCUACAGAGCACGAGAAAUACGGAGUCGUAAUUGCAAGUUUUCGAGGAACAGUCCCUCAUGGCUUAUCGCUGGAGAUUGGAGACACUGUUCAAAUACUAGAAAAAUGUGAUGGCUGGUACAGAGGAUUUGCCUUAAAAAACCCAAAUCUCAAGGGUAUCUUCCCAUCCAGCUUUAUUCACUUGAAAAAUGCAUGUGUUAAGAACAAAGGGCAGUUUGAAAUUAUUGUUCCAACAGAAGAUUCUGUUAUCACAGAGAUGACAUCCACCUUAAGAGACUGGGGGACAAUGUGGAAACAGCUUUAUGUGAGAAAUGAAGGUGAUCUGUUUCACCGACUGUGGCACAUAAUGAAUGAAAUUCUAGAUUUGCGACGGCAGGUGCUCGUGGGCCAUCUGACCCAUGAUCGGAUGAAGGAUGUCAAAAGACACAUUACUGCUCGCUUGGACUGGGGCAAUGAACAGCUAGGGUUAGAUUUGGUUCCAAGAAAGGAAUAUGCAAUGGUGGAUCCAGAGGAAAUCAGUAUUACAGAGUUGUACAGAUUGAUGGAGCAUCGUCAUCGCAAGAAAGACACACCAGUCCCAGCAAGUAGUCACCACCUCUUUGUGCAGAUGAAGAGUUUGAUGUGUUCCAAUCUGGGAGAAGAACUGGAAGUUAUCUUCUCACUUUUUGAUAGUAAAGAGAAUCGACCAAUCAGUGAGAGAUUCUUUUUAAAACUGAAUCGGAAUGGUUUGCCAAAAUGCCCAGAGAAACCAGAAAGAUAUUGCUCUCUUUUUGUGGAUUUGGGGAGCAGUGAGCUUAGGAAGGACAUCUACAUUACUGUGCACAUUAUACGCAUUGGCCGAAUGGGAGCAGGUGAAAAGAAAAAUGCUUGCAAUAUACAGUAUCGACGACCUUUUGGUUGUGCAGUCCUCAGUAUAGCAGAUCUACUGGCUGGCGAUACAAAAGAUGACCUUAUUUUAAAAGUAUAUAUGUGUAACACAGAGAGUGACUGGUAUCAGAUUCAUGAAAACAUCAUCAAAAAACUAAAUGCACGCUAUAACCUGACAGGAUCCAAUGCUGGUUUAGCUGUCUCUCUUCAGCUGCUCCAUGGAGACAUUGAACAAAUCAGGAGAGACUACACAUCCAUGUUUACCCAUGGAGUAUCGAUAACAAGGAAGCUGGGCUUUUCCAAUAUUAUUAUGCCAGGUGAAAUGAGAAAUGAUUUAUAUAUCACAAUAGAAAGAGGAGAAUUUGAAAAAGGAGGAAAAAGCGUGGCCAGAAAUGUGGAAGUCACAUUGUACAUUGUGGACUGUGGUGGACAAAUUUUGAAUGAUUUUAUCUCCUUCGGCUCUGGAGAGCCACCAGCCUCUGAAUUCCAUUCCUUUGUGUUGUAUCAUAACAACAGUCCCAGGUGGGCUGAGCUGCUGAAACUUCCUAUUCCAGUGGAUAAAUUCAGGGGAGCACAUCUUCGGUUUGAAUUCCGCCACUGUUCCACAAAAGAGAAGGGGGAGAAGAAGUUGUUUGGUUUUUCUUUCGUCCCUCUGAUGCAGGAAAAUGGAAGGACCCUGCCAGAUGGCACUCAUGAGCUCAUUGUGCACAAGUGUGAAGAAAAUAUAAGCCUUCAGGAUUCUAGUCGCUACCUCAAAUUUCCCUUUUCAAAAGGGCAUCUCCUUGCAAACAACCACCAAGCAGUAAAGUCUACUAAGGAAUCAUUCUGGAUUACAUCUUUCCUGUGUUCAACUAAACUCACACAAAACGGAGAUAUGCUUGACCUUCUUAAAUGGCGUGCCCAUCCAGAAAAAAUUGCAGGUUGCCUCUCAAAACUGAAAGAAAUUGAUGGUUCUGAAAUAGUGAAGUUUCUCCAAGAUACUCUAGACACUUUAUUUGGGAUUUUAGAUGAAAAUUCUCAAAAGUAUGGCUCUCAAGUAUUUGACUGUUUGGUUCACAUAAUUAAUUUGCUGCAGGACAGCAAGUUUCAUCAUUUUAGGCCAGUUAUGGAUACCUACAUUCAAAGUCAUUUUGCAGGAGCUCUUGCAUACAGAGAUCUCAUAAAGGUAUUGAAGUGGCACGUUGAUCGAAUUACUGAAGUAGAAAGGCAAGCACACAAUCAGGAGGUAUUAAAGGCACAAGAAUAUAUAUUUAAAUAUAUAGUUCAGUCUCGGAAGCUAUUCUCUCUUGCUACUGGUGGACAAAAUGAGGAGGAAUUCUGCUGCUGUAUUCAAGAGCUUUUGAUGUCAGUACGAUUCUUCCUUUCCCAAGAAACUAAAGGAACUAGUGCUUUAUCUCAGGCCCAAGCAGUCUUUCUCAGUUCCUUCCCAGCUGUAUAUUCAGAAUUGCUAAAGCUCUUUGAUGUGAGAGAAGUAGCAAAUUUGGUUCGUGAUACUCUAGGGAGCUUGCCAAUCGUUUCAAAUGCAGAUGACUCUCUUCAAGCAGUGAAACUUCAGUGCAUUGGAAAAACAGUGGAAAGUCAACUGUACACUAAUCCAGAGUCCCGGUAUAUUUUACUACCAGUAGUUCUGCAUCACCUCUAUGUGCAUCUGCAAGAGCAAAAGGAUCUGAUCAUGUGUGCACGUAUCCUUAGCAACAUAUUUUGCUUCGUUAAGAAAAAUAGUUCUGAUAAGUCAGUACUGGAAGAAAUAGAUGUAAUUGUGAACAGUCUGCUAGAUGUGUUACUCAGAACCAUCUUGGAAAUCACAAGCUGCCCACAAGCAGCAGGUUCUACCAUGCGGCUUCCGUUUCAGGAUGUUACAGGGGAGUUUGUUUCAUGUCUUUUAUCAUUAUUGCGACAAAUGACUGAUAGACAUUACCAGCAACUCCUUGACAGAUUCAAGACAAGGGACAUGCUGAGAGAUUUCUUGUUACAGAUAUUUACUGUUUUUCGAAUACUGAUACGACCAGAAAUGUUUCCAAAAGAUUGGACAGUGAUGCGUUUAGUUGCUAACAAUGUUAUUAUUACAACGGUAUUAUAUCUUUCUGAUGCCCUUCGCAAAAACUUCUUAAAUGAUAAUUUUGACUACAAGAUCUGGGAUUCCUAUUUUUAUCUUGCUGUCAUAUUUAUAAACCAGUUAUGUCUACAGUUAGAAAUGUUCACACCUUCUAAGAAGAAAAAAGUACUAGAAAAAUAUGGUGAUAUGCGGGUGACAAUGGGAUGUGAAAUCUUCAGCAUGUGGCAAAAUUUAGGGGAACACAAAGUCCACUUCAUCCCAGCACUGAUUGGCCCUUUCUUAGAAGUGACAUUGAUACCUCAACCUGACCUGCGGAAUGUUAUGAUUCCUAUUUUUCAUGAUAUGAUGGACUGGGAGCAAAGACGCAGUGGUAACUUUAAGCAGGUGGAAGCAAAACUGAUUGACAAAUUGGAUAGUUUGAUGUCAGAAGGAAAAGGUGAUGAAACUUACAGAGAGCUCUUCAACAGUAUCCUGCUGAAGAAAAUUGAACGUGAAACAUGGAGAGAAAGUGGUGUUUCAUUAAUCGCCACUGUAACCCGUCUUAUGGAGAGGCUGCUGGACUACAGGGACUGCAUGAAAAUGGGAGAAGUGGAUGGCAAAAAGAUUGGCUGUACUGUCAGCUUGUUGAAUUUUUAUAAAACAGAGCUGAACAAGGAAGAGAUGUAUAUUAGGUACAUACAUAAACUAUAUGAUCUGCACUUAAAAGCACAAAACUUUACAGAGGCUGCAUAUACACUAUUGCUAUAUGAUGAACUGUUGGAAUGGUCAGAGAGGCCAUUGCGGGAAUUCCUGAACUAUCCUAUGCAGACAGAAUGGCAGCGCAAAGAAUAUCUUCAUCUCACUAUCAUCCAGAAUUUUGACAGGGGAAAAUGCUGGGAAAAUGGCAUUAUCUUAUGCAGGAAGAUUGCUGAUCAAUAUGAAAACUAUUAUGACUACAGAAAUCUCAGCAAGAUGCGGGUGAUGGAAGCUUCUUUAUAUGAUAAAAUUAUGGAUCAGCAACGUUUGGAGCCUGAGUUUUUCAGAGUUGGAUUUUAUGGGAAGAAGUUUCCAUUUUUCUUGCGAAACAAAGAAUUUGUUUGCCGAGGACAUGAUUAUGAGCGUCUGGAGGCGUUUCAACAGCGGAUGUUAAAUGAGUUCCCACACGCCAUUGCUAUGCAACAUGCCAAUCAACCAGAUGAAACCAUAUUUCAAGCAGAAGCACAGUAUCUGCAAAUCUAUGCUGUGACACCAAUUCCAGAAAGCCAGGAUGUACUGCAAAGAGAAGGCAUUCCAGAUAACAUCAAAAGUUUUUAUAAAGUAAAUCAUAUCUGGCGAUUCCGGUAUGACAGGCCAUUUCACAAAGGGACCAAAGACAAAGACAAUGAAUUCAAGAGUUUAUGGGUAGAGAGAACAACACUGAUGUUGGUACAGAGUUUGCCAGGAAUUUCCCGAUGGUUUGAAGUGGAGAAACGUGAAAUUGUAGAAAUGAGCCCAUUGGAGAAUGCUAUUGAAGUACUGGAAAAUAAAAACCAGCAGCUGAGGACAUUGAUCAGUCAGUGUCAGACUCGACAGAUGCAGAAUAUCAACCCACUUACAAUGUGUUUGAAUGGUGUCAUUGAUGCAGCAGUUAAUGGGGGAGUUGCCAGGUACCAAGAAGCAUUCUUUGUGAAGGAAUAUGUCCUGAACCACCCAGAAGAUGGAGAAAAGAUCACAUGCUUAAGAGAACUGAUGCUUGAGCAGGCCCAGAUUCUUGAAUUUGGCUUAGCUGUGCAUGAGAAAUUUGUCCCACAAGAUAUGAGACCUUUACAUAAAAAACUAGUGGAUCAGUUUUUUGUGAUGAAAUCAAGUUUAGGAAUACAGGAAUUCGCUACAUGCAUCCAGGCCAGUCCAGGUCACUUUCCAAACGGAAGCCCACGUGUCUCUAGAAAUUCGGUACCUAUUUCUAUGAGCCCAGAGGGUGGCAGAGGAAUUCCUAGACGUAGUCCAUUAAGUUACCCAGCUGUCAACAGAUACUCUUCCUCAUCAUUGUCCUCUCAAGCAUCUGCAGAGGUCAGCAAUAUAACUGGACAAUCUGAGAGCUCGGAUGAAGUUUUCAACAUGCAGCCAAGCCCAUCUACCUCAAGUCUGAGUUCUACUCAUUCUGCUUCACCUAAUGUGACCAGCUCUGCUCCAUCCAGUGCCAGAGGCUCACCUCUGUUAUCAGACAAGCUUAAACAUUCCAGAGAAAACUCUUGCCUAUCUCCAAGGGAGAGGCCCUGUAGUGCCAUUUACCCUAAUCCUGCUGAGCCUUCACAGAGAAUUGUGUUCAAUCAUAUUGGAGAUGGUGCAUUGCCUCGAAGUGAUCCUAAUUUGUCUGCUCCUGAGAAAGCUGUAAAUAGCACUCCUAGCAGUUGGAGCCUGGACAGUGGGAAAGAAGCCAAAAACAUGUCAGAGAGUGGAAAACUUAUGUCUCCUCCUGUGCCACCACGUCCCACUGCAUCACCAGCUCGACACAUAACCUCAGUUUCUCCUUCUUCUGCAGGAAGAUCUCCAAUGAAGGGUUCUGUGCAAUCUUUUACACCAUCUCCUGUGGACUACCAUUCAUCAGGGCUCAUUUCCAACUCUCCAGUCUUGUCCGGAAGUUACAGCAGUGGCAUUUCCUCACUUAGUCGAUGUAGCACAUCUGAAACAUCUGGCUUUGAAACUCACAUCAACGAACAUCCAGUUCCUCUUUCUAACUGCAACAUUUCUGAAGAGCCAGUAAGAAAAGAGAGCAAGACUCCUCCACCUUACAGCGUUUAUGAGCGGACUCUGAGGCGUCCUGUCCCACUACCUCACAGCCUUUCAAUUCCCAUUCCUACGGAUCCACCAGCAUUACCCCCAAAACCUUUGUUGGUCAGACCAAGCAAUUUAGAGAACAGCAGCAAGAGAACGGAACAGGUCCCUCGACCCAGGCCUCUUCCACGAAAAGUCUCUCAGUUAUAAAUAAAAGUCAAAAAGUCAUUUUUUUUUGAACGACUUAAAUGAAAAACAUAUCUAAUAUAGGCACUUUAAUAUUUUUCACAAAUCUUUCCAGUGAUUUUUAAAAACUGCUUAAUAUUAUGUUGCACAUUUUGGUCAAAUUUAAGUAAUAGCUUAAAAAGCCAGGUCCUAGAGGCAAUGAGACUGAAAAUACUACAUUUAGCAUAGCAUACAGCAAAUGUGAUUCUACAUACGAAUUUGAACCUGGAGCCUAAUUGUUCAAACAUCAUCAAAGUAUACUUCCCUUGACAGCUUCAUAUUAGUGCAACAGUGUACUUCCGGAAAGAAUGCAGAAUAAAGUCUGGUUUAAAGUUAAUGAAUACAAUAAAGCUGUUGUGAUUUGUGAUCAUGUUGCACUGGAAAGGGAUCCUAUUACAAGGAUGUUGUAGCUGAGUUCCUGAAAAAAAUGUUUGGGUUGCUUUCUUUCUACUGACACAUUACUGCGUUUUAUUCAAUAUUUGUAUGUAUGUUGUCAGAUACUUGUUUUUUAGAAAUCUUUUUUCUAGUACUCUGAUAGUGGUUAGUCUACAUGCUUAUACAAUUUGUACCCCUCCCAUUUUUUUUAUUUUAUUUUAUUUUAUUUUAUUUUAUUUUAUUUUAUUUUAGUGAGGUGCAAUUUACAGUUCCCUACAGCUGAUAAAAAUUAAUAAUCAUGAUAUUAUAGAAUCUGUAGCCAAUAUGUAAAGUUCAUUUUUUAAAAAAAUAUCAUUGAUUUCAGAGACAGAAACUAACCCCUCAGAUUAUUUUAAUGGUCAAAUCGAGUAAGUCCUUUUAACUGUGAGUCAAGAAAUAACCACUGUCAGACUCUAAGAAGAAAAUAUUGGAAGCAACUGGGUACAAACAAAUGUUCAUGAAAAAGAGGCUAUUACAUGUAGAGUUAAUUCAAACAACAAAUUUUAAUAUUCAAGAUUCAGACUUGUUUUUAUUAUAUACACAAGAAGUUCAAAUUGGCAUACUGUAAUAAUUGAAGGGACUCUGCAUGUCCAAGGGUGAGGCAUGUUGACAUCUUCCAGAAUAAAGAGCUGUAUAGGGCUUUGGAGAUUUCCUUUCUGAAUGAAAGUUCUUCCAUUCUGUUGCUAUGUAUUCCACUGCAAAAAUGUGGAGAAAUUAAGCAAUUUAAGGGAUAGUGGUUUAGAGGGUGGGAAGAGAGGACUUUUCAGGGACAAACUGAAAACUUGUUGGCAAAAAAAGUAAUCAAGAUUUCAGCCCCAAUCCUACAAAAUAUUUUCUCUGAAAGUGCUCUUACUCAUCCCAGAUGGAGCUCUAACUGGCAUUUCACUAGAAAGCUCCUGUAGAGGUAUUUUGAAAGCUCGCACUUAGUUCUAUGACUGUAUAAACUAAACUAAAAACAAGUGUAUAGGCAAUUUUUCUAUCUCUUAUUUCCCCUCCCACAAAACCUACUUACUGUUUGUAGUAUUUGUUUGAUAUCCUGUGGUCUGUACUUUUCAAUCAUACCAUGAAAAGUUAUCUCCCUGUUUUGUUGGGAAACUUGUGUUGAUUUUAACAGUUCACCUUGUUGAUAGCUUAACUGGAACAUUAGUGACCACUUUUUAUAUUCCCUCAAUGAGAAAUCUUCAGCAGGUAUAUGCUGUUAAUGGUAGCUAUAGACGUUUUAUAUAAUAAAUGUUCAAGUAUUUUUGUACAUAACUGGUUAAUUUUAAUAAGUACAAUUAUGUGGGGAGGGAAACAAACAGUUGUGUAUGCAGUAAGAUUGUUAUAAUUAUGCCAAAUACUUUAUGUAAUUGGGGGGAAUAGGGCACAGGGAAUAAUAUUUGUACAUAUGUGCUUUUAACAAUAAUUCUGCCAUAUUGAUUCUACAACUUUGAAUGUCAAAAAUAUAUUAAUAUAUGUUGAAAUACCUAUGUUUAGCAAAAGUGUUUAUAACUGGAAAGAGGGCAUAAAAUUUAGCUUUGUAGGUUGCUGAUUUUGAGGUCCUGAGAUUUCUUGAACUAGCACUUGCUUUUGAUCAUAACAUUUUUGUGUCUGCAUAACCACAUUUUUGGAGUUGUUAGCUACAUAUUUAUGCUUCUAAAAAUAUAUUGUAAUUUAAAUAAACUGUCACAAACUGGAUAACAGAUCCACUUUGACCCCUUCCUAUCUUAUCUUUAGAAUUAAAUCAGUGUUUGCCUGGUGCUUCAGCUUAGACUGAAUCAGUAUUAUUUGCUCCUUGUCCAUUUUUAAACUAUACUUGACAGUAAGCAAAAUUUUUACUCAUGUGCACGUAUUACUGACGUCUGCUUAGCAGCAAAACAUUUUAAUGUAGUUUGUUUACAAAUGGUUAUAUUGGUUGUUGAAAAACCGUAAAUACAAAAUAAAAUUGA